AUGGGACGCCGCAGCUUCUCGAGCACGUGGCUCGUCCUCUUCGUGGGCUUUCUCGCCGUUUCCCUGGCCCCGUCGUGCGCGGCGGCGGAGAUCAAGACCAGGGCGACGGAGUGGAGCUUCCGCCUCCUUCUUCCCAGCGGCGUCACCGGCGCCGAGAGCCUGGCCUUCGACGCGCGCGGCCAAGGGCCCUACGCCGGCGUCUCGGACGGCCGGGUCCUCAAGUGGGGCGGCAGCGCCGUCGGCUGGACCACCUUCGCCCACCACGCCAACUACAGGAAGCUCCCGCUGUGCACCACGCCCGUUGCGCCGUCGGAGGAGACCGAGAGCCUGUGCGGCCGACCGCUGGGCCUUGCCUUCCACCGCAAGUCCGGCGACCUCUACAUCGCCGACGCGUACAAGGGGCUCAUGAGGGUUGGCCCCGACGGUGGCGAGGCCGAGGUGCUCGCUACAGGAGUCGACGGCGUUCCGUUCAACUUCGUCAACGGCAUCGACGUGGACCAGGCUACCGGUGACAUUUACUUCACCGACAGCAGCCUCACAUAUCCUCGAAGGUUUAACACUGAGAUCAUGAUGAACGCAGAUGCCACCGGGAGGCUACUCAAGUACGACGCUGGGACGAAGCAGGUCACCGUGCUCAAGGACGGCCUGCCAUACCCCAACGGCGUCGCGGUGAGCCACGACAGGACAUAUAUCGUCGUGGCGCACACCGUGCCAUGCCAAGCACAUAGGUACUACCUCGAGGGUCCGAAGGCUGGCCAAUAUGAGCUGAUGGCCGAUCUACCCGGAUACCCAGACAACGUGAGGCGUGACGGGAAGGGUGGAUUCUGGGUGGCCCUGAACCAGGAGAAGGCGCGGCCGAACGCGACCGCAACUCCAAUGAAGCACUUAGUGGGAGUCCGGCUUGACGGACACGGUGUGGAAGUGGAGGAGCUCACGGCGGCCAAGGGCGUGACGCUGAGCGAAGUGACCCAGAGAAACGGAAACCUGUGGCUGGGAUCCGUUGAACUACGUCGGUCUGGUUGCAUAGUUUCCUUACAUUAUUACUAUGUUAUUAUUAGUAGGAGGAUUAGUACGUAG
This is a messenger RNA of Lolium rigidum, 1077 nucleotides long. Its product is annotated as protein STRICTOSIDINE SYNTHASE-LIKE 10-like. The transcript has 2 exons. The record is from RefSeq and is a predicted model, not a curated record. Gene Ontology annotation, biological process: biosynthetic process. Bases 1 to 1077 code for a protein of 358 amino acids. Lineage: Eukaryota; Viridiplantae; Streptophyta; Magnoliopsida; Poales; Poaceae. Gene Ontology annotation, molecular function: strictosidine synthase activity.